UUGUUGCAACGCGCCCACUAUGGCUAACUGGCGACGGGAAUAUUCAGACUACCAGCGCUCCUACACGGACGACAAGUUUGCACGGCGCAGACCUUCAUACUCUCCAAGGAGACAGGUAAAGAUGGAUUACCAUGACCAUCCCCGCAAUUAUGGAGACUGCAGCUACACGCAAGUUGUACGAGAGGGAUGCCCACGUACUGCCAGACCUCCCGCUAGCCAGUUUGCGCCACGGAGCUACACCAGCGCUCAACGGGCACACAACCACCGCGAACCACGGCUGGAAGACGACCACCUUUACGCCCGACGGAGAAGAGGUUCCAACUACCGCCGACCGGGACGUCAACCGGCUCCCUCCGCUUCCAGGGUACGUGAUCAACAAUGGGGACGACGGGGACCAGCUAGGAGGGUCUCGCCGCCUAACAAGCCCACUGUAGACGAGGCUAAUUUUACCCUGAAAACCAGGGCAAUAUUCAGACUUAUAAAAGCCACUCACCACCUGGCUAACGUUACGGCGGACCAGCCGCCCGCCUCUAUUACCAAGAUGAUGAAUCAUUUGGCUACCUCCAUAAAACCAGCAGCCCCUACGGCGCUAACGCUAUCCCACAUUCAGGGAAACGCCAUGAACUGGUCCCACACUACACUGAUCAUUUUGAGGGACCACUAUCAGGAGGACAUUGAUAACAUAACACAAGUUCUAAUCCAAUUAGAAGCGUGGGACUGGGCCCGCAACCUGGACAUUGCCUCAAAGUGGGCAAAGAAUCAAUUUGGCCGCAGACUGAGGACAACCACCUUGAAACAGGUACGGGAGACCCUCGGACAAAAGGCACCCAAGGAGCAGAGAACCAGGAGGGUCAGCAUGGCGACCAUCCCCCUUCAGGGCCCCUGUGUGGCGACGGGAGAAUGCACAAUUCAGACAUCAGAUGACGAGGAGGAGACACGGCCUGUCACCCUAGUUCCUGACACAGCUCCCCCCUCCCCUCAAGACUUACCACAGGUGGAGGUACAUUCGCAUCACCCCCCCAUUCUCCCCACACCACCCCAGACCAUAACAGCGGCCCAGACCAGACUCUCUUUUAGUAGGCCUGCUAUGAUCUCCACCCUGGUGACCAGGAGGCCCUUCCGACACCUCAACACCCUGAAUAAGAUGAAGGACUGGAGAAUCCACCACAAACAGAAAACCAUCAUCAUGGGGGACUCGAACGUCUACAGGAUACCCCCCUUCACCUACCAGUACAUCCAGAUUGACAGCUACCCCGGGGCCACCUUCAGACAUGCAGAGUCCAUCCUGGCCAAAUCCCAGGCCUCCCCUACGGUCCAGAAACUCAUCCUGGCAUUUGGAAUCAACAAUAAAGCACAGAGCCCGGAGAAGACCUCCAUCAGACAACUACAGGGUGCCAUCAGAAUGGCCACCAGGGCAUGCCCUAACGCCCAGGUACUGGUCCCUCUAAUUAAUUUCUCCCCAGAUUUACCCAAGCGAGAGAGGGACAACCUUACCAGACUGAAUGACUAUAUCUCCCAGCACCUCCUCGCCAUCCCGAAACUGCCAGAGGAACUCUUCAACACGGAGAAAGACAGAGUCCACUGGUCCCAACACACGGAGAGACGCCUCCUUGACCAUUGGGUGGCGUACCUAAACCCUAACCCUAACCCUAGCAAUGAGACGGGGGACAGGUAUGUCUUUAAUUUGUCUAAAUGUUUCACCCCUACAGGGGCACAACUCUCUCUGUUAUGCAGGGGACUAACCUUUAUCCCUGUAGUGGACGGCCACAGCAGCCUAAAAACCAGGAGCCAGAUCAGACACGAUAUUCAACAGUGCCACAGGAGGCUCAGGCUGGCCGUCUACUACAGGGACCAACCGGACUCCACACCACCUCCAUUCACUCACAGGUCGACCUGGGUCCCUCCCAGAGAUGCUAUGCCACCCAGUGUACUGAACCUGAUCUCCUCAGACUUAGAGUACUUCCAUAAUGAAUUUCGGACUAGUAGGUUGAAACCAAAUUUAAACCCAUGGGAAUUAGAAGCACAUAAGGCCCUAGUAAACAACAAAGAUAUUAUCAUUAAACCAGCAGACAAGGGCAGUGCCAUUGUGAUUAUGGACAGGGAGCAAUAUCUCUGGGAGGGAUACAGGCAACUACAAGACACCACAUGUUACACAAAGCUGCCUAAACCCAUCUACAAAGACACCAUCCCCAUGGUGGAUAAAAUCCUCAAAUCACUUUUCACAAAAAGGUUCAUUAACCACAAACAACUCCUUUACCUACAGGGGAACUCUGAACCCAGGGCCAGGCUAUUCUACAUGCUCCCCAAAAUCCACAAGCCCAGACCCUCAUGGAACAGAGCCGGGGAGAUUCCCCCAGGUAGGCCAAUAGUAUCAGACUGUGACAGUGAGACUUAUUACACAGCGGAAUACAUUGAUUCCUUUUUGAACCCUCUGUCUGUCCACCACCCCAGUUAUGUCAAAGAUACUUACCACUUUGUACAGAUUGUCCAAAACCUUGUUAUUCCAACUGAUGCCCUCCUAUUUACAAUGGAUGUCGACAGUCUAUACACAAAUAUAGACAUCCAGGAGGGUAUUCAGUCCAUCAGGAAUAUAUUCCACAAAUAUCCUGAUGCCAAAAGACCUGAUAAGGAGCUACUUCAAUUAUUAGAGAUCAAUCUGGCCAGAAAUGAUUUUGAAUUUGACAACAACUAUUUUCUACAAAUUAAAGGCACUGCCAUAGGCAAGAAGUUUGCUCCCGCUUAUGCCAACAUUUUCAUGGCUGAGUGGGAUACUUCUGCCCUGGCUGCCUGCCCAAAACGUCCUACUCAAUUCUACAGAUAUCUAGAUGAUAUAUGGGGUAUCUGGACACACUCCAAAGAGGAAUUCACAGUCUUCCUGAGCACCCUGAACAGCCACAACCCCUCCAUCAAAGUCAAAUCCACUAGUAGUGAUACUGCUGUAGACUUCCUGGAUACAACAGUAUACAAGGGCCCCAAAUUCAAUGAAACUGGCAAAUUAGACAUUAAAGUGUUCUUUAAAGAGACAGACACUCAUGCCCUACUAUACAGAUCAAGCUUCCACCCCCAGCAUACCUAUGCAGGUUUACUUAAAUCUCAAUUAUUGAGAUUUCAUAGGAUAUGCACGAGGAGGGAAGACUUUGAAUUGGCUACCCAAACUCUCUUUUCGGCUCUAAUCAAUAGGGGAUACACCCACACUAUGUUUAGAAAAGCACUCAAAUCAUAUUUAGACCCCAAACCUCAAAAUUUAGACACUCUACUGCCAGUCAUUGCUACCUAUUCGCCACACACGGUUCGGCUGCUCAGGGUGCUCAGGAACAACUUCAACCGAUUUUACCAGGAAUCAAACUUACUCCCUGAUCACAGCCUGAUUGCGGCCUAUAGGAGAAACAAAAAUUUACAAGAUUCACUUGUCAGAGCCAAAAUUAGGCCCCUCUCGGCUCCUAAAAGAACCACGGGUAAAGACAGCUUUUACAAACAUAAAACAUGGGCCAUCAACAACUCCACAAAGGAGGUCUACAAAACACAGGGGGACACCAGUGCUCUCACCAAGAAUUGUGUCUAUUUAAUUAGUUGUAAACACUGCAAACUGCAGUAUGUAGGGGAAACUAGGAAUAACCUACUCACCAGGUUUACCCAACACAGAUACAACAUCACCAGGAAAAGGAGCACUGGAGUCCCCCUCACUCAGCACUUCAUAGCACAGGGCUGGGACUGCCUGGAGGCUGUGGUCCUGGAGGCCAACCCCAGGUGGUCCACGGCCCAGAGGAGAAGAGCUGAAAAAAUUUGGAUUGCCAGAUUAGGCACGACACAACCGCUGGGACUGAAUGAGAGGUACAGAGGGAACCGAGGACAUGCAGAAAGCCCAGAAGAGGGACCCAAAAGACCCACCUCCCCACAGAGAAAGGGGUCACAACACGAUCCUCUAUCCCCCCUACUCUGCCUACCCCCCUGGAACUGAGUAAUUCCUCAGACUAUACCACAGAUGAGGACUCUGACCUCCCUGCUCCUCCUGUUACACGGAGGUGGAGGCCUACUAUUCACCCCCUCUGCAUUCCACCUACACCACAGAAGAUGCAGGGCUCAAAACCUAAAACUGCAAACCUUAUACUCACCCCAAGGGUCAGGUUACCGCCUACAACACCAAAAACUACUGUUUAAAGAUGUAUGCCCUUUGACCCCUGACAAGUAUACGGCUUACAUGAAUGCUUUUAAUGUGUUUAUGCCUCUUUACCCUUGUAGGGACACAGCUCUCUCUGCUGCAAAAAGACCAUUAGGCCCAAAUGAGGGGAGAGGACCUGGAGAUGCUCCACGGAACUGAGUUAAUGCGUUGGUGGGUCCCUGCGCUCAGCAAACCCCCUCCCCCAUACACAAACCUAACCCUAACCCUAACCCUAACCCUUAUCUAACCUUAACCAUCCCUGCUCCUUAUCUAAACUUAACCGUCCCCCCUGUGCCUAACCUUAACCUUCCUGGGACUUGCACAGAGGUAUGGAGCACUCACCAAAUUAACCUGACCCUAAACCUUAACCCUAACCCAGAGGACCCCACAUCUAGCCCUAACCAUUUCUAACCCUAAUCAGCCCCUGCCCUUACCUAACCCUAACCACCCUCCCCAUACCUCACCCUAACCCCACUGGGGGAACAGGUUAUCCCUAAUUACAACCCAGCCCUUAAUCUUACCCUAACCUUAACCCAUUGAACCCCAUACCUAACCUUAACCCUAUAUCCUGGAACCCUUGACCCUGACCCAAAACCCUGCCAGAAUUACCACUAGGCCCAUUCAGGCACCACAUAAGGGGUAUUCCUAUUGUAGCCUACUUUUUGACUAUUAUUUCCUUAUUAUUUUGGCAUGUUUCUAUUACUUUGUCACAUCCUUGGGUCAUUAUAACCUUGAUAUUUAUUGAUUAUUAAUUACUAUUCAUUUAAUUAUUUUUUAUUAUUUCCAGGGAGUUUUUUAUAGAUGGGCCUUCAAAACCUGUUAUUUUUUGAAAUUGCAUUGUACAUGUUUAAUACUUACCUAUGGGAGAGGAGUGCAUUUGAUAGAGUAUAGGGAUUGGCCGAAUUUUCAAAUUUCAAAUUGUAAGUGUAUUGUGCAUCACUGGGGAGCCAAUGAGAUGAGACUACGCUAAGGUAUAUGUUGUGUCCACUACCGGUUAACCGGCAUUCUCCAUCACAUACUUACCUGAUACUUACCUUUAGCCUGAUGAAGACCACGUUGUGGUCGAAACGUCGCUUUUUUCUGUAAAUACUUAUUGGAGAAUAUACAAUAAAAGAAAAAGAAACAGUUA
Molecule: messenger RNA, 5288 nt
Organism: Esox lucius (northern pike)
Lineage: Eukaryota; Metazoa; Chordata; Actinopteri; Esociformes; Esocidae
Exons: 3
Coding region: 20-3958 (1312 amino acids)
Source: RefSeq, a predicted model, not a curated record